AUGGACAUUUCUUCCUUCCUGAUUGUCCAUCUACUUCAGCAUACCGCCGGCGUCGAUUCACACAGAACACGCAGCCGCCGCCGGACCGCCGUCGCGUCGCGCCGCAGUCCGCCGCUCAUAGUAUCGUCACCUUCAGCAGACACGACUCCUUGUCUUUCUCCGCCGCCGGCUCGCCGCCUCGUCUAUGUCAGUCGGAUCGACGCCUCGUCUCCGUCCACAAGAACAUAUCUUCGUCUCCGUCCGUCACAGCGUCGCAACGCCAUCAUCCACCGCCGUCCACCGCCACGUCGCUUCAUUUCCGUCAGCCGUCGUGUCACCUCACCGCCGCGUCGCUUCGGUUCCAUGGAGAAAACACUGAAGAAAGCACUUGCACUUGGAAUGGCAACUGACAACAUCGAGGAGAACGUGCAUACCAUAUCGAAGAAGGAAUUUAAUGUACUAAUAUAUUAUCUAUUCCAAUAUCAGAAAUCCUUUCGCAAGCCAGCUGAUGUUAGUUUCGAGCCAAUGUUUGAGGUCGACAUUCGAGUGGAUCAAAAUAUGGAGAGAACGAAAGCAGAAUCUCUUAAGAAGAGAGCAUCAGAUAAAGUAGCCAACAUUAUUGUCUUAUAUAAUAUUCUUUGUUGA
Molecule: messenger RNA, 624 nt
Organism: Striga asiatica
Lineage: Eukaryota; Viridiplantae; Streptophyta; Magnoliopsida; Lamiales; Orobanchaceae
Source: the annotation of a GenBank genome assembly